AUGUUGCUUUGUAACGAAAAUAUCCAAAUACACCGUCCUGUGCCGCCUGUGACAUCUCUUUCUCUGGAAAAAAGCCACUUUCUUUCAGAUUUUGGGACUAUUCUUCUGGAUUACCAAGAUGUAGAUCAAAUGGUGGAAAUAUAAUCAAAAAUAUAGCGGAAUCUUACUGAAAUGGUUCAAAAAUCAUGGCUUCAAUGGGGAUAAAUGCAAGGACUAAAUAAUCGAAUCCAAAGGCCAAGGUCGAGAAAAUAUCUGAAAAUAUCUGAAAAUAUCGUAAAAAAUCCAUCUUGGAGAUCGAGAAAAAGAAGGUUUCUUAGGAUACUGUAGAUUUAUUCUAUUUUGUCCAUAAAGAUGAGUUGUGUUUUAGCACAAAGAGGAUUCAGUCGUUUGCCAGGGCUUGCAUCGAGUAGGCUGCCUCAACUACAAUGUGGGCUUUCUAGUAUGUCGAUGUAUGGUUCUCAAACAAAACCUUGGUCUUAUGUUAAGCAACAAACUCUAGACGAAUAUGCUUCCAAGUCGUCUGUUCGUCUUACUCCUUAUCAGAUGCUCUUUGCUGGAAAGUCCAAAGAUGGGAGUCAUCUUAUUAAAAGUGCUCUGUAUCUACAGAAGGAGUUACCAAUAAGGAUUGCACGACGUGUGGUAGAAUUUCAGCAGCUUCCAUACAUUGUGCUUUCAAACCCAGUCAUACAUGAUGUGUAUCAACUGUACCUUAGAGCCUUUAACAUGGUUACCAAAUUCCCAAAGGUAGAGAAGCUAGAAACAGAGGACCGUUAUAGUCAGAUGGUCACAGGAUUACUAGUUGACCAUCAAAAUGUUGUUACAAAUCUGGCAGAAGGCUUUCAAGAGUGUAAAAAACAUAUCUCAUUUGAUGACAUGGGGAACUUUCUCGAUCACACUCUUAUGUCACGCCUUGGAAUUAGAAUGUUAGCCGAGCACCAUCUAGGUCUGAGAAAUGAACGGCCCAAUCAUAUUGGUAUUAUAUGUACUCAUCUGAAUUUAAAACAAGUUAUUGAAAGAUCUGCUGACUUUUCAAGACAAGUAUGUGAGCAUAUUUAUGGUAUUGCUCCUGGUGUAAUAAUCAAUGGACAUACCAAGGCUGUUUUUCCAUUCAUUCUUGCUCCGCUGGAAUAUAUUCUGCAGGAACUCAUCAAAAAUGCUAUGCGGGCUAGUGUAGAGUAUCAUUAUGAUAAGCCACUGGAAAUACCUAACCUAGUCAUAACAAUUUGCACCAAUGAAACUGAUUUUUAUGUUAGGAUAUCUGAUCGUGGUGGUGGAAUUCCAGAAGCAAAGGUCAAAAACAUCUUCAAGUAUUCAUUCACCACCAUGGGUGAUCGCAGUGAGUUCAAGCCUUCAGACAAUCAAGGGAUCUUCGGUGACAUAUGCCAGGGACAUCCCAACAACUCCCCUAGUGGAGGACCUAUCGCAGGAUGGGGAUUCGGCUUGCCUACCUCGCGCGCGUAUGCCAAGUACCUCGGGGGGUCGCUAGAGCUGCAGACAAUGGAAGGUUUGGGUACUGAUGUCUAUUUGCGGCUCAGGCAUAUAACCGAGAGUAAAGAGAGUUUUCGUAUAUAAUACUAGACUUUGUAUACUCUGCGUUAGACAGGCUGAUUUCUGAAAGAACUGGUUGGGUUAAACACAGCCGUUUUUACUAUUCGACAACCUGAAAAAAAACAUCAGCCAGGAUGACAGCGCUGCAGUGGGCAGUGGCGUAAGGAGUGUGCAUGUUAUAGUCUGAUUUUAUGAAUGGGGAUUCCUAAGGAAAAUAUCAGCAAGUGCACGGUUACGCGACGGAAAUGGCGGCUCUUGCUUUGCGCGAUCAUGUAACGGCAGCAAAAAUUUGCUAUUUGCUUGGUCGUUCGUGUUGUUCUUGUCACAGACGCAAGAGUUGCAGUAAAUUCAAAUGUUUAAGACCUAAAAAGGAAUUUUUUAAUUGUUACUCGAUGACACCGCUCAGUGUAGGCAAUAUUACCUUGUCGCCAUCUUCAAAGACUUGGGCAACUUUGAAAUGGGUCACUCUUUGGGGUAGGAAUUUGACGUUUGUUUUCCGCAGUUUGUCAWGGGUCUGCGCACCCUUCCAACCCCGGGGAUUAGCGUUGAUGAGGCUACGACGUCACAGGAAGGGAGAUUCAGCUAUCCCUUAUGAUUCCUGUAAUUUCGAGCCCAGCUUUAUCUUAGUUUCCCUAUUGUCAUCCCAAAAUUCUUAUUCUUGAUUGCGUAGAAUCCAUAUAAUUUUUUGCGCAUUAUUUUUCAUCACAAAGAAAUGUUUACCGUCAAUGGCAGGGGCUUAUCUUAAGAUGCGAUAGAUUAUAAUAUAUAGAGAACAUAAAGAUUACUAGUCUACAUGUAAAGAUGUAUAUAAUGGGUUAUAUGGUGCAUGGGGUUGAUUUACAUGUAAACAUCGUUAUGAAUCGCAAAGGAGUUUUUAAAAUCAAAGGUUUAAAAUUGCUGUG
Molecule: messenger RNA, 2450 nt
Organism: Actinia tenebrosa (Australian red waratah sea anemone)
Lineage: Eukaryota; Metazoa; Cnidaria; Anthozoa; Actiniaria; Actiniidae
Product: branched-chain alpha-ketoacid dehydrogenase kinase
Biological process (GO): protein phosphorylation; regulation of glucose metabolic process
Cellular component (GO): mitochondrion
Molecular function (GO): pyruvate dehydrogenase (acetyl-transferring) kinase activity
Source: RefSeq, a predicted model, not a curated record